AUGGGUCUUUUAAGAAAUAAAGGGAUAAUUUUAAGUGACAUUCAGGAAAAUGAAAAUCGAUGUUUGUUCCAAGAUAGCCGGGAUGAAAUUCAUAUACUUUUGGGGGCAGAUAAUGUUGCACAGCUGUUCACUGAAAGAAUAGAGCAUUUCCCAGAUGUUGGCAUAGCAGCAUUUGAGACUAAGAUAGGCUGGACGUUAAUGGGGAAAAGAAGUGACACUGAUAUUUUGGAUAGCACAUUUUCAGGCCUCUCCUUAUCUUUACAUGUUUCUGACGCGAAAUUGUCGGAAUUAUGGCGUUUAGACACAAUAGGCAUUUCUAGUGAGGAAAACAAAACUAAAAGUAUGUUAGAAGAAGAGACUCAAAAACAUUUCUUAGAAACUGUAAAACGAGACAAUACCGGAAGCACUUGGAUUAAGAAAUUGGAUUUACUACCGAAAAUAGAAAUCCCUCGUUGGCUCAAUAUAGACUACCAAAAUGAAUACACUACAACACUACAUGUUUUUUCUGAUGCGAGUAAACAAGCUUUCGCCACUUGUGCAUUUUUGAGAACUGAAAAUAAAGAAGGUGUUCAAGUACAGCUAGUAAAUGCUAGAAGUCGAGUUGCACCGAUUAAAGAAAUGACAAUACCACGAUUAGAACUCCUAUCAUGUCUGAUUGGAGCCAGACUUGCUAAAAGCAUCUUAACAGACUUAAGACUUGAGUAUUGUAAAACAAUAUUCUGGAGUGACUCAUCCACAGCUCUAGGAUGGAUAAGAAGAGAUCAAGCGUGGGGAACAUUUGUUCACAAUAGAGUCCAGGAAAUAAGAACUUUAACGAAAAUUUCUGAUUGGAGGCACGUACCAGGAAAGUACAACCCAGCAGACCUGCCUUCCCGUGGAUGUUCUUUUGAGCAGUUAUUGGAAUCAAGAUGGUGGGAGGGUCCCACAUGGCUUUAUCUACCAGAAAAAGAAUGGCCUCAUGCAGAAGAACAACCCGAUGAAGAUGUUCUAAAUAAAGAAAAGAGGAAAUCUAUACUUACUCUGAUUGAUAACGAAGAUGAGGGUCACGAUUGGUACUAUAAAUAUUUCUCGUCUUAUAAGAAGAUUGUUAGAAUGAUUGCCUGGAUUUUCCGAUUUUAUAAAAACUCAAGAAAAAUAGAAAGAAAUUCCUCAGAAAACCUAUCUGUGUCCGAAAUUGAAAGAGCUGAAAAAGCAAUUUAUCGUUUGAUACAAAAGGACGCUUUUUCCAAUAAAACUGAUUUAAAUUUUCGUACUCUCAGAACCAUUGAAACAGAAGAAGGAAUUUUUAGAGUGAAGACAAAUAUAAUUCAAAGGAAAGAUAAAGAAUGUUUUCUAUAUCCUGUGCUUUUACCCUCCAAUCAUCCAGUGGUACACCGUUUAAUAAUUGAAAAACACAUCGAACAUCAACAUGCAGGAGUAACAACACUUAUGUCACUUCUAAGAGAAAACUUUUGGAUUUUAAAGUCAAGGAAGACCAUACGUAACAUCAUAAGAAAGUGCAUUAUAUGUCAAAGAUUCGAUAAGCGAAAACUAGAAGUAUUACCAGGGAUUCCACCAGAAGAUAGAGUCCGAGACGCAGCGGUAUUUGAAGUCAUCGGUAUUGACUUGGCAGGACCACUGUUUCUUCGUGAUGGCUCCAAAUCGUGGAUUGUGUUAUUAACCUGUGCGAUAUACCGUGCAUUACACCUGGAACUGAUAACAUCUCUGUCGACAGAAGCCUUCAUCCAAUCCCUGAGGAGGUUUAUUUCAAGAAGAGGCAGGCCAUUCAUCAUCUAUUCUGACAAUGGCACCAAUUUCCUAGGAACGCAGAGAGCACUCAUGAACAUCGAUUGGCAGACAGUGCAAAAUAUGACAACUGCUCAAAAGAUACGUUGGAGAUUUAACCCCCCUUCCGCCGCACGGUGGGGUGGAUGGUGGGAGAGACUAGUUAGAAUGGUUAAACAAGUCUUAAGAAAAGUUCUGGGUCAUGCUGCCCUGAACUAUGAAGAACUUAAUACAAUANGAACUAGUAAGAACUUACCUUUACGAAAAUUUAAG
Messenger RNA from Parasteatoda tepidariorum (common house spider), 2037 nucleotides. RefSeq lists its product as uncharacterized. Lineage: Eukaryota; Metazoa; Arthropoda; Arachnida; Araneae; Theridiidae. The record is from RefSeq and is a predicted model, not a curated record.